Messenger RNA from Staurois parvus, 620 nucleotides. The record is from the annotation of a GenBank genome assembly. NCBI's taxonomy places the organism in Eukaryota, Metazoa, Chordata, Amphibia, Anura, Ranidae.
CUUACAUUGGGGAUCAAUGGGAAGCAUGCCCCUUACAUUGGGGAUCAGUGGGAAGCAUGCCCCUUACAUUGGGGAUCAGUGGGAAGCAUGCCCCUUACAUUGGGGAUCAGUGGGAAGCAUGCCCCUUACAUUGGGGAUCAGUGGGAAGCAUGCCCCUUACAUUGGUGAUCAGUGGGAAGAAUGCCCCUUACGUUGGGGAUCAGUUGGAAGAAUACCCCUUACAUUGGGGAUCAGUGGGAAGAAUUCCCCUUACAUUGGGGAUCAAUGGCAAGAAUACCCCUUACAUUGGGGAUAAGUAGGAAGAAUGUCCCUUACAUUGAGGAUCAGUGGGAAGAAUGUCCCUUACAUUGGUGAUCAGUGGGAAGAAUGCCCCUUACAUUUGGGGAUCAGUGAGAAGAAUGCGUCUUACAUUGGUGAUCAGUGGGAAGAAUGCCCUUACAUUUGGGAUCAGUGGCAAGAAUGCCCCUUACAGUGGGGAUCAGUGUCAAGAACGCCCCUUACAUUGGGGAUUAGUGAGAAGAACGCCACUUACAUUGGUGGUCAUUGGGAAGAAUGCCCCUUAGAUUGGUGGUCAUUGGGAACAAUGCCCCUUAGAUUGGUGGUCAGUGGGUAGAAUGCAC